Cladocopium goreaui is the source of this 1326-nucleotide messenger RNA. NCBI's taxonomy places the organism in Eukaryota, Dinophyceae, Suessiales, Symbiodiniaceae. The record is from the annotation of a GenBank genome assembly.
AUGGCGGGUCACCCGUUGUUCCGCACUGUGCUGCUGAACUCGGAGCGUCUGGGGUCGGUGUCCCUCACGGAGCUUGGACAGGAAGCAGCAGCUGCUCUGAAAGCGGCCGGGCAAACUGUGAGUGUCUUCGAGAGCACCACUGCAGGUCUUGUCCAGGCAUCUCUACAAUCCCAGCCAGGAGCCUCGUCUUUCACAACUUGUGGAGCGGUCAGCUACAGCAAACAAAAGGCUCAUGCUGUCCUGGGCGGAGAGGUCCUGUUGCCCUCCGCAAAGCCGGAGAACGGCGAGGGCUACAAGGAUUCAAAGCGUACUUGGACAGAGACGCUUGCUCGGCUGAAGCGCAAGGAGGUUGGCUCCACUUGGUGCCUGUGUGAGAGUGGCGCUUGUGGGCCUACCUUCACCUUCCCAGAGAUCACCACAGGAUUCACUGCGAUCUUUGUGUCCGGCCCCAUUGAGCGUGGAGUCUUCCUUGAGUCGGGCCACAAUGACAGAGAAGCCAACAUGUGGAGCUACACGAAAGCGGCCCUGCAACUGCUGGCGGAUUGUGUCAAAGAUGCACAGGCCCAGCAGGCCCAGCAGGCCCAGGAAAUGCCCAAGGCGCCAUUGCUGACAGCCAAAGAGGACCGCUAUGGUGGCGUUGAGGCGGUGGCUGAAGUUGGUCCAGUGGGGGCGUUUGAUGCGGAACUCCGGCAAGGCCUGCAAGGAUGGAAGUCUGCAGGAAAGAAAGGCAUUUGGCUGAAGAUCCCACUUCCGGCUGCUGCUUGCGUUGGUUCUGCAGUAGCACAAGGUUUCCGUUUUCAUCAUGCCCAAGAGGACUAUGUGAUGAUGACGCAGUGGCUUCCGGAUUCUCCAAGUCCUUUGCCAAGGUACGCCUUUACCCAGGUUGGUGUGGGCGGCAUUGUUGUGAACAGCAAGGAUGAGAUCUUGUUGGUUCAAGAGCGAGUCUCCCCGGCGGAAACGGUUCUGAGAGAGGUGCAGGAGGAAACGGGCAUCAAAGGCGAACUGGAUGGAGUCGUCAGCCUGCGCCACUCGCACAACUUUCGCUUCGGACAGGAUGAUAUCUUCGUCUCAGUGAAAGUCAAGGCUACAACUGAGUCGAUCUGUAUCGAUCCGAACGAGUUGAGGGAUGCGCGAUGGAUGAGUGAGGCUGAGAUCAAAGAGCUUCUUGCAGACUCCACUGCGUCAUCGCUGGAUGGCAAGGUGCCAUCAAACCAGUGGAAGGUCAUCGAGAAAGCCCUCCACGGCUCAAUGAUUGAAGGAACUGCUCUGCCAAACUCAAGAGGUGGGAAAAUGUCCAUGCUGUACACGGGGCCUGCACUGAAAUAA